Messenger RNA from Mya arenaria, 878 nucleotides. RefSeq lists its product as uncharacterized. The transcript is spliced from 3 exons. Bases 118 to 489 code for a protein of 123 amino acids. The record is from RefSeq and is a predicted model, not a curated record. Gene Ontology annotation, biological process: positive regulation of voltage-gated potassium channel activity; sleep; regulation of synaptic transmission, cholinergic. NCBI's taxonomy places the organism in Eukaryota, Metazoa, Mollusca, Bivalvia, Myida, Myidae.
CUUUAAAUUCGGCUUCCAAAUUACAAACAGGACUAUAAACACGGGGGCAUCGGACGAGUGUAUUUAUUUUUAAUAUAUAUUUUUACUUAUUUAAGUAAAUAAAACAACGUCAGUGCAAUGGCCAAGCUCUUUGUUGCGUUUGCUGUGUUGGGAAUGAUGCUGGUGAUAAACACCCAAAGCGUUGCCGCUAUAGAAUGCUACGUAUGUACUCUCACUGGAUGUGGGGAUGAAUUCGAUGCAUCAGCGUCAGGCGUGACAAAAACUACCGGGUGUGCAUCUUGCACCAAAGGAAAAGUCCAAGAUGUCGUAACUAGGGGCUGCUCGCAAUUAUCAGCAUCUGAUAAUUGUGAAAAAGCCGAUGUGGCUGGUCAAGAAGUUGUGUCCUGCACCUGCACUGGAGAACUAUGCAACUCCGCCACAACGAUGAGAAUUGCCCUUCCCUUCACUGUUGCAGUUCUUCUUUUUCAUCUGAUAACAAAAUACUUCUAAGUGCUGUCAAUUUUUCGUUGUUGUUUUUAAAGACACACAUGAUUCCAAUAAACUUUAGAUAUUUCUAACUUGUUUCACAGACGAUAUUGUUUCCCGCAAGAGGGAACGUUUUUUUCUCCAUUACAGUGGUUUUACUUAAUUGUUGAUGGUUGUUGUUUUUAUUUUUUCUGUCAAUUUUAUGGCAGUGGAUCAAAUUCUCACGACACUAUUCUAACUUUAGUUCAGAUUUUUAGAGCGAAUACACAACUGAGCUUUGUUUAAUUUUAUGUAAAAACAACUUGCAUAUGAAGUAUAUCUAAAUAUAAACAUGUACCAAUAUCUAUUUUUAUUAGAAAGUGAAAUCUGAUACUAUUGCUCACAUUUCUUUGAAUAAAUUGCGUCUAAUCUUU